Messenger RNA from Penaeus chinensis, 2130 nucleotides. RefSeq lists its product as uncharacterized. The transcript is spliced from 4 exons. Gene Ontology annotation, biological process: DNA integration. The coding region runs from base 1 to 2130 and encodes 709 amino acids. NCBI's taxonomy places the organism in Eukaryota, Metazoa, Arthropoda, Malacostraca, Decapoda, Penaeidae. Gene Ontology annotation, molecular function: nucleic acid binding. The record is from RefSeq and is a predicted model, not a curated record.
AUGAGAGAUGAGGGAGUAAUAGAGCCUUCGUCGUCACCCUGGUUAUCUCCGGUGGUCCUCGUUCGUAAGAAGAACGGUACCACGAGGUUUUGCAUUGACUUUCGAGGGUUAAAUGCGGUGACUGUCGCCGAUAGUUAUCCUAUGCCUCGUGUUGACGAACUCAUCGACGAACUGAGAGAUAAGUCUUGGUUUACAGUUCUCGACGCUAAAAAUGCGUAUUGGUCGAUUUCUGUAGCGCCUGACAAUCGUUCGAAGACCGCGUUUUCCGACGGACAUCGCCUGUGGCAGUUCAGACGAUUACCUUCCUCAUUCGAAGAGCAUAUAGAGCAUCUAACAGAAACGUUACAGCUUCUAAAUAAGGCAGGGUUUAGAUUGAAUCGCGAAAAAUGCGAGUUUGCAACACGUGAAUUUAAAUUCCUGGGUUUCAAGGUCACUCCAGAGGGAAUUUUACCUGACCCUGACAAGGUCAUUGCCAUAAAUAACAUGCCUGCUCCCCGUACUGUCAAAGAGGUCCGCAGAUUUCUUGGCUGUAAAGCUCCUGUCUGGAAGAAACCAAACUUCACUUUGCCAUUUGAGGUUCAUUGUGAUGCCUCAAAGUUAACAUUAGGAGCCUGCCUAAUGCAGAGAAGCCCAGAUGAUACCCCUCAUGCAGUAGCAUAUUUUUCCCGUAAACUUAGAGGUCCCGAAACGAGGUAUCCGGCGAUAGAUAUUGAAGCACUCGCUGUGAUAGAGGGGGUUCGUGCUUUUGACCACUACCUGUAUGGCAAUAAAUUCCUAAUAUUCACGGACCACAGACCACUAACGUUCGUCUUCCAUCGUCGUACGAAAUCUCCGCGGAUGUCGAAGUGGUCCCAUGAGUUAUCCAACUAUCAGUAUAAACUCUUAUACAAGGAAGGUUCGUCUAAUCAUGUCCCUGACUGUCUUAGUCGUGUUGCUAACAUUGGUGCCAGUGCUCUUGACCCACAGAAGGUUCGUGAUGAUCAGCUGAAGGAUCCGCUAUGGCGAGAGGUCAUUCGAUACCUGGAGGAAAGAGCUGUGCCACGACGAAAGCUACCUCUGCCCUUAGAAGAGGAGACCAGGCAGUUUGUGCGUUCGUGUGCAGUAUGCCAGCGGGGCAAGGGACCAGCUUACCGACAAGCACCUAUGGCAAACGCUCCAGAUGUUCAUUUGCCACUUGAAAGAGUAAGUGCCGGCCUCAUGAAUCUCCACAGCUCCACCAGUGGAAAUCGGUAUGUACUUUCGAUCGUCGAUCACCUGACUCGUUACCUUCAGCUCAUCCCUCUGCCUUGCAAGAGUGCAGAAACAGUGGCUGAGGCUUUCAUUAAUAACGUCGUGACUAUCUUUGGGCCACCGCGUGUUAUACAGACAGAUAAUGGUAGCGAAUUUUGCAACCGUCUAUUUCAACAGGUAUGCAGUAUUAUCCAGACAAAGAUGUCGUUUACGACGGUGUACCAUGCGCAAGCCAAUGGCAUGGUUGAAAGGGCUAAUAGAGUGGUAAAAGACGCGCUGGCAACUCUAACGGAGAGCCGACCUGACACCUGGGAUCAGUAUCUCCCCCAGGCUUGUUUGGCCCUCAACUCCUCGGUACAUCGAAGCAUCGGAGAACAGCCGAUCUACCUCAUGACUGGUCAUCACGGCCACUUCCCCCUGGGGCCCACCAACGAUGUCACGAUUGCAGCAGAUUCGGCGAAGAGGUUUCAGGAACGUCUUCAGGUGGCGAGGUCAGUGGCAGUGGAAACUUCGCGUCGUGCACGAGAAGGUUGGGCGCGCAUCUACAACAAACGCGUCCGCAAGCACUUCCAGCCUAACGUUGGGGUCCUCGUCUGGGUGAAGGUACACCCAGGGCACCGUCGUGGUCCAGGUCGCGCCCUUGGUGACCGAUGGCGCGGUCCCGCGAGAAUAAUGAAAAGAAUCGGACCAGUCUCUUAUUUGUGCAAGGAAGUGAGCGAGCCAUACCGCGAGCUGAAGUGCCACAUCAAUCAACUGAAAGAAUUUGUUCCUGAACAAGAAUUGCAAUUUACUGAGGUUGUUGCUGACGAUUCGCUUCCUCUAGAAUGCGAGGACUGGGAUAAACCUGGAGAGCCAUGGAGUCUCGCCCUUUUGUCCGCUGUUCGGGCUGCAGAAUAUUAA